Fraxinus pennsylvanica is the source of this 354-nucleotide messenger RNA. Lineage: Eukaryota; Viridiplantae; Streptophyta; Magnoliopsida; Lamiales; Oleaceae. The record is from the annotation of a GenBank genome assembly.
AUGUCUUCCCAUCAUAAUGGUGACUUCUCUGAUAUUGCAAGCUCGAAAUACCUAACAACAAAGUUUCUUGUGGAUACAAAGGGUGUUAAAAUUAGGUUUGGCCCAUCAGGUUAUUUGAAAGUGAAAGGUCAGGAUGAAAACUCUGCUAUUACUGCUGUAAAAAAGCAGUUGGGAAGUCAUUACCGAGAAGAUGGUCCGCCACUUGCUAUUGAAUUUGAUCCACUUCCCCCAGGUGCAUUUGAAUCUUCAGAGCAGGAACAAAAUAAUGUGUGGUGUCUUGUUCAAUUCAAAUUUGGUUAUUCAAGAAGAGGUCAGAGGGCACAUGAUUUUUGCACGUCUAAUGCUUCAGAUUAA